AUGUCGAAUUUUAACGUCAUAAUCGUCGGAAGUGGACUUGCAGGGCCUCUCCUGGCCAGCGGACUACUCCGAAAAGGUAUUAAAGUCAACGUCUACGAAAGGCUUGAGGAGCAUGCAAAGCGAGAUGGAUACACCAUUCGCGUUGCGCAACCUUGCUUACAGGCAUUCGAAACUUGUCUCGACGCCGAUGCAUUUGGUCAGAUCAGACAAAGAAUGGGACAUUUUGAAGGUAACCAGGAGACUACACCAAUCUGGUACGACUACAAGAUGAAGCCACUGCUCAACAUGGUGCGGAUCAGCACAAGUUUUCAUGGUUCCUCGCCAAUGGACCGCAUAGUGCUCCGCGACACAAUCAUGCAAAAGCCAGUCAAGGAAGGAGUUGUCCAUCAUGAAAAAUCGUUUUCCAGAUACGAAGUUGUCAAGACAGAAAGUGGACAAGAGAAAGUUCGUGUCUGGUUUCAAGAUGGCACCUCGGCAGACGGUGACGUCUUGGUAGCAGCAGAUGGCAGUCAUUCUAGAGUUAACAAGCAAGUCGGCUUGAAUCAUAUUAAGCAAUUAGACGCCAUCUCGUUCAUCGCCAAAGUCAAGUUAUCGAAAGAAAUGUUGACCGCACUCCCAAAAUGUUGCCUCGUUUCCCCGAUUAUUACCUUCUCCCAUCGCAAGACGUAUUUUGCUAUAGCUUAUCUCCCCAAGGCCCGUCGACAAGAGGUUAAAGAUGAUGAUGAAAAUUUGGACUUUGACAGCCAAAUUGCUUCUUUUACCUUCAACAUGUCGCUGCCAACAGCUGACUGCCCUCCUGAUAUUCUUGAGCGGGAUACAAACGAAAUAUGGAAAUUCCUUUCAGAAUCUAUUCCUGAUUGGCAUCAAGACUUUCGCGAUAUCAUCGAAGUAGUAAGAGGCAAUGAGCUUUACAUAUUCCGACCUCGGGCUGCUGUAAGACCAUCUCUUAACUGGCGCAAAAAUGUCAGAUCGCCUCAAGAACCCCUUCGUGGACAUCCACGUGUCUGGCUCAUGGGUGACGCCAUGCACGCUAUGAUGCCCAAUCGUGGCAUGGGUGGAAACCAAGCUAUGCUUGACGCCAAGGUCAUGAUACCCUUCCUUGAGCGCCUCAACUACCUUGCGAAGGAAACGGGGUCGGUAUCUGAAGAUGCCAUUGGAGCAGCUUGCGACGAAUACGAGCGAGAAAUGAUCCCCCGCUCAUUCGACUGGGUCGAGGCGAGUGGAGGCACGAGUCCCAUCCCUUUUGAUACUUAUUCUUUCUUCGGUUGGGUUUCAGUGUGGUGCCUUAUUGUCUCAUUCAAGAUUAAAGACGGUUUCAAUGCGCUGUUUGGAAAGUCUUGA
Molecule: messenger RNA, 1341 nt
Organism: Fusarium pseudograminearum CS3096
Lineage: Eukaryota; Fungi; Ascomycota; Sordariomycetes; Hypocreales; Nectriaceae
Exons: 5
Coding region: 1-1341 (446 amino acids)
Molecular function (GO): FAD binding
Source: RefSeq, a predicted model, not a curated record